UAUUGAAGCAAUCUAGAAAUCCCAAAUAUGCUUCCGCCAAACCAAACAAUUCUUUGUAUCAUCAUUCAUUCUUUCUAACUUCGACCAAAACACUCCAUCCAAUACAUGCAAAGACAUGGUUCCCACAACACUUUUUUUCUCACAUAAUGUCAUGAAACGAAGAAUAUUAUUAUGGUGUAUUCUCGACAAAUAAAAUUAAUUUCCACCCUAUUAAAUCACUGUCUAUCCAUAAAAUCAGUCAAAUUCAUUCACGCCCAUCUCAUUAAACUUAAUCUUUCUAAAACCAACACUUUUUUGGGAAAUCGUUUUCUUGAUCUUUACUCAAAACUUGGAACAGUUAAAGAUACCCUUUUAGCCUUUGAUGACAUACGUUACAAAAAUGUGUAUUCUUGGAACAUAUAUAUGCGGGUUUGUAUUGAUUUCGGUGACAUUCAAUGUGCACGCCAAGUGUUUGAUGAAAUGUCUGAACGAGAUGUUGUGAGUUGGAAUACUAUGAUUUAUGGGUAUUUGUCUUGUGGGAUUGGAGAUCAUGCUCUUGGGGUGUUUGCAAAAAUGCAGGCUUUUGGUGUGGUCCCCAGUGAGUACACGUAUUCGAUUGUUUUGUCGUGUGUUCGGUCCGUUUCUCAUGGUAUGGAAAUUCAUUGUGAUAUGAUACGUAAAGGGGUCGGAUUUUCUUCGGUUAUUGUUGGGAAUUCUUUGAUUGAUAUGUAUUGUAAACACGGGUUUGUGGAUUAUGCUUUUCGUGUGUUUAUAUGUAUGAAGGAAGUAGAUAACUUCUCGUGGAACUCGUUAAUUGCAGGCUGUAGUAAAUGGGGUUACGAAGAGAUGGCUUAUAAUCAGUUCUGUAUAAUGAGAAUGGCAAAUUAUUUACCUGAUGCGUUUACUGUAUCUUCGGUCUUGACAGCUUGUUCUAACAUUAAAGACUUGCCAAGGGGUGUACAGAUUUUUGCUUUAUCUAUAAAAUCGGGAUUUUUAUCAAAUACAAUUGUUUCAAGUGCAGCUAUCAACAUGUACUCAAAAUGCGAAAGUAUAAUCGAUUCAAUAUCCAUUUUCGAGGAAGUUAAUAUAUGGGAUUCAGCGGUAUGCAAUUCAAUUAUGUCAAGCCUUGUAAUGCAUCAGCUUGAGGAGAAUGCAAUGCAGAUUUUUGCACGUUCAUUGAAGAAAAACGUUAGGCCAACAGAAUUUACAUUAAGCUGUUUGCUUAGUUGUGCCUGGAUGUUUCAACCAUCUGUGCAAGGGACAAAUUUGCAUGGUUUGGUUGUCAAGUUAGGGUUUGAGUAUGAUCCAGUCGUUUCUAGCUCACUUGUUGAAAUGUAUAGUAAGUGCGGAUUCUUUGAUGCUGCAAAGAUCAUCUUCGAUAAAAUGGAGAUAAAAGAUAUUAUUUCCUGGAACUCAAUGAUUUUAGGCUUUACUUACAAUGGAAAAACAGAGGAAUCUCUUAAACUUUUUGUGGAGUUACUCAAAACAGGGCCGCCGCCAGAUUACAUAACCCUGUUGGGGGUUAUGUUAGCAUGCAAUCAUGGUAGAUUGGUCAAUGAGGGAUUGUCUAUUUUUUGUCUAAUGGAAAACAAGUAUGGGGUCAGACCGACUGACGCACAUUUCACCUGUAUUGUUGUGAUGAUGAUCCAAGCGGGCAAGCUUAAUGAAGCAAUAAACAUAAUAACAAGAAUGCCUAAUGUACUCAAUGGUUAUAUAUGUGAAUUGAUUCUUAGUAUUCGUGGUGUACAAGGAGACUUAGAGUCCAUCGAAAAGGUUGCUGAGAGGUUGAUGGAAUUAGAACCAAUGUCUUCAUUGCCGUAUAUAGUGUUGGGUAAAGCAUAUGAGGUGAGGGGAAGAUGGGAGAGUGUAGCUCGAGUGAAGAAAAUGAUGAAAGAUAAGAAUAUUAGCAAAGUUAUAGGAUGCAGUUGGAUUGGAGUAAAUAGCGGUUUAUUUGUUUUUGAAGAAAAUGAAGUUGUUCAUCACGGUCGGGAGCAUGUAUACUUGACAUUGGGACUACUGAUGCAUGAUAUAGAAAAUGAAGGAUAUAUUUCAACCGUAGAAUUAAGUGGAAGGUGAAACUCCAUGGUGAAUAGAAUGCAGCGAGUCUUGCUCUUCAUAUGUGGAAUGGGAUGACGGAUACAGAGGGUAAAAAGCAAAGGGUGGUUGCAGGAUCGAGUCUCCCCUGCUUAAGAGUGUAAAAACAUAUUCCGGGAUCACGGUAAGAAGUUAUCAUGGCUAUUUAUACAUCAGUUUUGCUAUCAUGUUUAUAAGGGCAUAGCUGAGCUAGGUUAAGAAUCAUUAAAUAUACGAGAAUUUUCAUAUGUAGAUACUAAAUAUUAAUGAAACUUCAAAUUUUGACUGUACCAAUUUGUCCCUUAGUUUCAUUAUAUGGAUUAAAUGAUAGGCAAAAUUGUUAUAAUGAGAAAAACCAAAAUCAGUGAAUAUC
Molecule: messenger RNA, 2425 nt
Organism: Erigeron canadensis
Lineage: Eukaryota; Viridiplantae; Streptophyta; Magnoliopsida; Asterales; Asteraceae
Product: pentatricopeptide repeat-containing protein At1g43980, mitochondrial
Exons: 1
Coding region: 172-2055 (627 amino acids)
Biological process (GO): RNA modification
Molecular function (GO): protein binding; RNA binding
Source: RefSeq, a predicted model, not a curated record